AAUAAAAUUUGAAGGGUUCAUAACGGUCGUGCUUCACCCGCUAAAUUACGACGACAGCCCAAAGCCACAGGAACCCAACCCAAACUCAACCAGCAACCCAAGCCAGCCGGCCAUGGCGUGCACGAUACCUCUCUCUCCUUCUUCCUCCUCUUGUUCUUUUCUACUCUCCCACACAACCAUUUUCCGUUUCAGAAGCCCCAUACAUCUUUCGACCUCCUCCUCACGAAGACGACUCUCAGUCUCAGUCUCUGCUUCUUCUUCUUCUUCUCUCCAAGCUCUAAUUUUCGACUGCGACGGGGUAAUCCUCGAGUCUGAACACUUGCACCGCCAAGCAUACAACGAGGCCUUCGAGCAUUUCAAUGUUCGUUGCUCUUCCUCUGCCUCUCAGCCCCUCAAUUGGGACCUCCACUUCUACGAUCAGCUCCAGAACCAAAUCGGCGGUGGAAAACCUAAAAUGCGAUGGUACUUUAAGGAGCAUGGGUGGCCGUCAUCCACGAUCUUCGAGAAGCCUCCGGAAGAUGAUGAGGGCCGGGCCAAGAUCAUCGAUACUCUUCAGGAUUGGAAAACUGAAAGGUACAAAGAAAUUAUCAAAUCCGGAACUGUGGAACCAAGACCAGGAGUUUUAAGAUUAAUGGACGAGGCUAAGGCUGCUGGGAAAAAGCUUGCUGUUUGCUCUGCAGCAACUAAAAGUUCAGUAAUAUUAUGUCUUGAGAACCUUAUAGGAAUUGAGCGCUUUCAAGGUCUUGAUUGCUUCCUUGCUGGUGAUGAUGUGAAGGAAAAGAAGCCCGAUCCUUCAAUUUAUCUUACAGCUUCCAAGAAACUCGGUAUCCCAGAAAAAGAUUGUUUGGUUGUGGAGGACAGUGUCAUUGGGCUACAGGCAGCAACAAAAGCUGGGAUGUCAUGUGUGAUUACCUACACAUCUUCAACAGCUGACCAGGAUUUUAAAGAUGCAAUAGCAACCUAUCCUGACUUAAGCAAUAUAAGACUGAAAGACUUGGAAUUAUUACUUCAAAAUGCUGUCAUUGCCAAUUAAGAAAGUUCUUGCACUUGGAUUGUUAAGGAGUGAAGCCAUCUGCCAUUGUAUUUUUGUUGAAUUUUUCAUUCACAAAUGGCUCUAUAUGAUGUAUUCAUUAACAGCUUACAUGUACAUAUGUAAAAUAACAAACAUUUCUACCAUAAAAAGCUAAGGCUCUAGCUCACAUGGACGAAUCCAGUUUUAUUUUUUGUAGCAAUCGUAUGCCUUCUGUAACAAAUUAAAAGGAUGCACUCUUUUUCUUA
Prunus avium (sweet cherry) is the source of this 1278-nucleotide messenger RNA. RefSeq names its product Haloacid dehalogenase-like hydrolase (HAD) superfamily protein. Lineage: Eukaryota; Viridiplantae; Streptophyta; Magnoliopsida; Rosales; Rosaceae. Gene Ontology annotation, molecular function: hydrolase activity. The record is from RefSeq and is a predicted model, not a curated record.